GCUCGAACACAGUCUGUUUUAUUUGCCCAGCGUUGCUUGUCGCGUGCGGAACCGAGAUCUCAAAAAAAUCCCAGAUCUCAAAAAGGUAUGGGUCUGGAAUUUGCCGUACUGGUAUCACUAAUCGCCUUGGCCGGGGGACAGUUUCUGCCGGAGAACACUUGCCCCGAAUACUUUCAAUAUGUCAACGAUCCAUUCACGGGUCUCCAGGGCGAGAUUACGCUGCCCACUUUGUCGCAGGGUCGCAUCAAUGUGCGAUUCUGGCAGUUGGGUAAUAAUGAUGCCUCAGCCGUGGGUAACCUGAACCCGUAUCCAGAUGAUGAUUCAAUCAAAAGGGCAAGGGGACCCUAUAAGUUCCGAGUCUCCCUCAGAUGGAAUCCGCCCAAAUUGACCUUACUCUCUUUCAACGGUCAGCUGUUGUGCUCGGCGAGGGAAGACGCUGGCGGGCAAAAUGAGACCUACUUCAAUCGCUUCUAUGUGAUUUUCCGCAGUGAACCACUGUCGCCGUUUCCUUCAAUCGUAUCGAAUCCCAUUCCCAGAGGUGGCACCAAUGUGGAUGUGCAAUCCGUAUUCUACUCCACUAAUGGCGGUGAUUUUGAGCCGGCUUUUCGGCAACCCUGGCGGACAUUCUCCGAUAGAAGACCUUCUUUGAGACCUCAGUUGGCCAGCCCAGCGCCCACGCCAACGGAGAUUUUUUGGGAUCCACCUGCGAGAUCUGUGCCACUUUUACCACCACCGGUUGCCAGCAAUCCUCCGCCGAUUGCCACCAAUCCUCCACCAAUUGCAACCAGUCCACCGCCGAUUGCCACCAAUCCUCCGCCGGUUGCGCCACCCCAAAACUUCAAUCCACGAACAUCUUCAUCACUAAUAACUUGCGGCAGGGAGGGCAGUUUGAUUCCGUUUAUCGUGCGGGGCGAGGAGUACCCUCGUGGUCAGUAUCCCUGGCUAUCGGCCGUCUUUCACAAGGUGUCGCGUUCCCUGAGCUUCAAGUGCGGAGGCUCCCUGAUCUCCGCCAGCAUUGUCAUCACUGCCGCCCACUGUGUGCACAAGAUGUCGGAGAACAACGUGGUCAUAGGACUCGGACGCUACGAUCUGGAUGACUAUGCAGAGGAGGGCGCCGAGAUGCGAAAUGUGAGGCGAUUGCUCUGGCAUCCGGAGUACAGUACCCGAUCCUAUUCCGAUGCGGACAUCGCCCUGAUCACGAUUGAGCGGGCAGUCACGUUCAGCGACAUUAUAGCGCCCAUUUGCAUGUGGACUGCGGAGGCGAGCAGUACGGCGAGCUCCUCUGGCUUCAUUGCGGGAUGGGGUCGGGAUGAGUCGGACUCCCGGACGCAGUAUCCCCGGGUGGUGGAGGCGAAGAUCGCCAGUCCCACGGUCUGUGCCAGCACCUGGCGGGGAUCGAUGAUGGUGACGGACCGCAGUCUGUGCGCGGGAAACCGCGAUGGAUCUGGUCCCUGUCUGGGCGACUCCGGCGGAGGACUGAUGGUCAAGCAGGGCGAUCGGUGGCUGCUCCGGGGCAUUGUUUCCAUCGGGGAACGCGGACCCUCCAACAAGUGCCAGCUGAACCAGUAUGUACUCUACUGCGAUCUGUCCAAGCAUAUCGACUGGAUAAACGAUAAUAUCCGCUGAGUUACGUGAUUACUUUGUACACACUUAGAUUAAAGAAACCUCAAACCAAA
This is a messenger RNA of Drosophila suzukii, 1676 nucleotides long. It is a transcript of the gene Sp212, whose product is annotated as Serine-peptidase 212. Gene Ontology annotation, biological process: proteolysis. Gene Ontology annotation, molecular function: serine-type endopeptidase activity. The record is from RefSeq and is a predicted model, not a curated record. NCBI's taxonomy places the organism in Eukaryota, Metazoa, Arthropoda, Insecta, Diptera, Drosophilidae.